GACACUCUAGCCACCUCUCCUUGCGACCUUGAGAGAGCCGCCGCUCUUCUCGAUCAGAUUGCGUCUUUCACUGAGUCGAAAUCCACUCUCAAUGAAGAACAGCGCGUACGAUUGGUGAAAAUGGCUCAAGAACUCACUUUCUCUCUCCAGACACCAAUGGAAAGGAUUCUUCAACACAGCUGGGCUGAGCCUACUGUUUUUGCCGCGAUUGAGACGGCUUCUCAGCUUAACAUCUUUCGCCUAUUGGGUACAUGUACUGAGACAGGGAACCCGAUGACUGUUGCGCAACUUAGUGAAAAAACUGGAGCGGAUCAAAUCUUAUUAUCGAGGUUGAUGAAACAUUUGUCCGCUAUGGGCAUAAUCGAGGAAGCGGGACCAGAUCAAUACAGGUCAAAUAAUAUGUCGUUAGUGCUGUCUGCCGAGAAAUUUGCAGCCGCAUUCCCGUACAUGCGGAGGGGUUCCAUUCUAGGAAUACUUCAACUGCCAGAUUAUCUGGCUGCCAACAACUACAUAAACCCUACGGAUCUAACAAAUGGCCCUUUUCAGUUUGCUAACAAAACCUCGGAGAAUUGGUUUGAGUGGGCCCCCAAACAAGGAAAUGGCGUGUUCAAAGACUUUAGCAAUCACAUGGGUACAUACAACAGUGGUCGACCAAAAUGGGUAGAUCCAAAUUUUUAUCCAGUCCGAGAGCAAUUGAUUGACGGAUUCAUGGCGGAAGUCUCGGACCAAGGCGCAGUAAUGCUGGUGGAUGUUGGAGGCAGUCUAGGCCAUGACAUUGAACUAUUCUUGAAACAAUUUCCCAACAAUCCAGGGCGAUUGAUACUUCAAGAUCUACCAGACGUGAUUAAACAAGCCCGCUCUAUU
Messenger RNA from Trichoderma virens Gv29-8, 864 nucleotides. RefSeq lists its product as uncharacterized. Gene Ontology annotation, molecular function: methyltransferase activity. The transcript is spliced from 4 exons. The record is from RefSeq and is a predicted model, not a curated record. The annotation marks the transcript as partial. Lineage: Eukaryota; Fungi; Ascomycota; Sordariomycetes; Hypocreales; Hypocreaceae.